This is a messenger RNA of Hyaloperonospora brassicae, 2100 nucleotides long. Lineage: Eukaryota; Oomycota; Peronosporomycetes; Peronosporales; Peronosporaceae. The record is from the annotation of a GenBank genome assembly.
AUGGCGCGCGCUGAUUGCGAGCGCUACGACAGCGCUCACGUCGACACUUCGUCGUCCUCACGUGUGUUGGACGCUGGAUCUGUCGUACGCAAAAUCAGUUUCAAUGGCGUCGUCAUGGACGAGCACGAACUCGAAGGGCUCGAAGAAGAAGAAGACCCAAAACGAAUUGGAACCGACCCAAAAGACGCAAUAACGGACCCAAACGACGCAGGAACGGACCCAAAAGACGCAGGAACGGACCCAAACGACGCAGGAACGGACUUAAACGACGCAAAAACGGACCCAAAAGACGCAAAAACGGACCCAAAAGACGCAGGAACGGCCCGUAAAGAGGCGCAAAACGAGGAGGUCAAGGCGCAGACGGUGAAGGACACGAACGAUCAAGUCCAGAUCGUGAUCCGUCUUCGACCAUUGGACAGUGGUAGUGCUGACACCGAGUCGGAGUGUUUCCGCGUGCUGUCGGACGUGACGCUGCUUGUGCAGCCGCCAAAGACGUCGCAGUCCUAUCGCUCCACUGGCACCGCCACGAGUUUCCAUUUUUCGCGUAUUUUUCAGUCGGAGACGCAGCAAACGGAGCUCUUUGAAGCCACGACGAGACCUGUGCUGGAAGCAGCUUUUGAAGGCAAGAGCGGCCUCGUGUUCGCCUAUGGGGUCACGAACUCUGGUAAGACGUACACAAUUAGCGGCUCUGCAGAAGCUCCAGGAGUUCUGCCGCAAUCUCUCGAAUUUGUGAUGCAAAAACUGUCAAAUUGUAGAAACUCUACCGCGCAGCCAGUAAAAAAAGUGACAGUCACGUACCUGGAGAUCUACAAUGAAAACGUAUACGAUUUGCUGACGCCCGCUCGUCAAAAGCGGAGAGCGCUUCGUGUGCAGGACUGCGAGGGAAAGACCCAGGUUCGAGGAGCUGUUGAGAAGCGGAUUGAGACGCUGGAAGAGGGAAUGAAUAUGCUGGAGAUGGGUCGACGGCACAAACAGAUGGCCGAGACGAAUUGCAACUCAGAUUCGAGUCGAAGUCACUGCGUUUUUACACUGCAUUUCUACUAUCACACCAUGCGUUCUGCGUCGAAUCUGCUCAGCAAAGUGUCGAUCGUUGACCUGGCGGGUUCCGAGCGCGGGUCUAAAAGCGGCGCAAGUGGACGCCGCAUGCAAGAGGCUAGUAAGAUCAACGGAUCGCUGAUGAAUCUUAUGCGCUGUCUCGAGACGUUGCGUUGGAACAGGCAACACCCGCCGAGCUUGCAGAAGAUGGUCCCGUUUCGCGAAUCUAAGCUCGCACGUCUUUUUCAAGAGAGCCUCGUAGGAAGUGAUCAAGGCCCACUGGUGAUGAUCGUAGCUGUGAAUCCAUCUUGUCACGAGUUUGAUGAGACUUUGCGCACGCUGAAAUACAGUGCCGUUGCGCGCGAGUUAGUGAGGACACGCACGUCUUUACCGAGAAAGGCUGCUCCUGCUACGACUUUCUACGAUCUCGACGGGCGACUGAAAAAGAGAAGACGACAGUUGGCUGAGAAAGCUACACUUCAAGCAUCGGACUUGACCGGGGAACGAUUCGUCAUCGAGGCAACGACAGGUGUUACUUCGUCACCGGUGAAAGCCAGAAUCGAGCAUCGGAAAAGUGACUCUGGACUGCGUCAACGUAGACCGGUCAAAUGUAAUGAUGUUAUGCCGAAAACAGUGGACGUGGGGACGUCUCCGAUCGAGUCACGAAAGGAGGUCAUGCAAGGAGACUUGUAUACGGCUAACCUCGAGAUGGAAAAUGAAGAGCUUCGAGGACAGUUGGCGCAAGUUCGAGCUGGAGAGAUGGAGAUGGAAGUCCGUAUACGAGCAGAGGUCGUGGACGAGAUGCGCGAGCAAUUGCAGCAGAUUCGCGCCCAAUAUCAAAUCGCGCAGACUCAACAGCGCGAUAAUCUUCCAUCUGCACGAAAAAGACGCGAGCGGCAACAUGCUGAAGAAUGCGAAAGACUUCGGUCACACGUGCAGGAGCUGCGCGAAAAGGUGCGGGAAUGCGAGGACGAGAUUCAGCGCAUCCACAAGCGCCAUCAAGCAGAACUCGACAAAUUGCAGCCAACUUUUGUACCAAUACCAGUAGAAGACGAGAACUUGUGA